AUGUCACCGCGUUACCGUUUGAUAUACAUGUUUUCUCAAGCCUCAUCAGGUUGCAGAGGAGCGUUACGUUUCGCCGCGCGUCGUUGUUCAUCCACAACACGUUGCAACGUUUGCGCAAAUAGGCGUCGACUUGUCGAACAUGAACUUCUAGACAGAUCUUCUGCGCUCUGGACGUUUUUGCUUGAUUCAGCAGCUACAGACCUGCCACCGAAUGAUUGCUCGUCGAUGUCGUUUGUCGUAGGAUCACGAGUUUGUUCGUUAUGGCGUUGCGUUGGUUCUUCGCGUGCUGUCCGGCUUCCAGCAGGCGUAUCUAGUAGCACGGUUUGGUUACAUGUAAGACGCCUGUCCACCACAAAAGGUGAAUUGCCGAUUGAGAGCGCGCCUGUGGAUUCUACCGCAAGUACCCGGGAACUGGAUCGAAAGCCCGCUGGCGGCGAAUCCGAGCUGACACUGCCGCGUGAUGGCACUCCUCUGCGCUGCACGGAGGAUCAGUGGCUCUAUAAGCCCACUUCCUCCGAGGUGGACCUGUUCCGUAACUCCACAUUGUUGCCCCCGAGACCCAUUGAUGUGGAGGGAAGUGUGAUAGUUCGCCUGGUUGACCUUCAUUCGGGCGUGACGUCGCCCGUGGGCCAGUCUGUGUUAUACAGCGAAUACGGCAUUAGGCGCGGCGAGCUGCUGCGGUUCAUGUUGUUUGGGUCAUUUUUAAUAUCCGUGUUUUGUUCUCUCGGCUAUUGGCAGCUGCGGCGCCGUGCGUGGAAGGUUGAUAUCCUAAACCGCCGCCGUGAGGCCCUAUCGCAACCUUUGGUUAAGGUGGAGUCAUUUGCACAGUUAGAGAAGGCUCUGGGUGCAUCUGACGACCCUAAUUCGCUAAUCGAGUACCGGUGCGUGGAAUGCACAGGCGUUUUGGACACCAGCUGCUCUAUGCUGGUUGGCCCCCGCCCAUCUUUAUACGAGUCUUAUGGAGCUUCUUCUGGUUACUGUGUGGUGCAACCGCUGCGAUUCCGUGACGGUUCUUGCGUGCUGGUGAACCUCGGUUGGAUGGACAGCGAAAGUGCGCUGAGUGGUGCGGGCUGCCCCGAGUUGGUAACACUACGAGGCAUUUUGGUGGGUGGGGAGAUAAACGAUUCACUAGUGGCAUCGGCGAAGCAGCGUAUCAUUGACACCUACCAAUGCGUGCUAUCAAGACUCUUCGGCUGGUCAUUUCCUCCUGCUUCGUCGUCUGUGAAUCGUCCCCGCCGUUUGUCUCGGGACGACUCCCGUAACGUGUACCGUUACCUGGACCCGUCCAACAUGUCCAGCGAUGUUUAUUCGUCAUCGCUAGAUACUACCAGUCGUUACGCUUUGAAUGCUUACGACGUGCUGUAUCACGACGAUGUCACGGAGCUCCCUGUCGACGGCAGCACACCAGGACACGAAACUGCUGCAACAGAGGAGUCUGCAUAUGUCCCCAAGACCCGCAUCGGCCGUGAUUUGCGCUCUACACGCCCCGUCUACCAGCGCCGGCAGAAGUCCGACUACCUGCUGUUUUACGCGGACCCAGACACGCACACCAACUACGCGUAUCAGUGGUUUCUUAUGGCCGGCUCGAUCGCCGGAAUGUGUGGGUACAAGGUACUUCGCGUGCGUCGAACGCUCCGCGGUGUAACGUAG
Molecule: messenger RNA, 1650 nt
Organism: Babesia bigemina
Lineage: Eukaryota; Apicomplexa; Aconoidasida; Piroplasmida; Babesiidae
Product: SURFEIT LOCUS domain containg PROTEIN,putative
Exons: 2
Coding region: 1-1650 (549 amino acids)
Cellular component (GO): membrane
Source: RefSeq, a predicted model, not a curated record